Molecule: messenger RNA, 1616 nt
Organism: Selaginella moellendorffii
Lineage: Eukaryota; Viridiplantae; Streptophyta; Lycopodiopsida; Selaginellales; Selaginellaceae
Product: linamarin synthase 2
Exons: 2
Coding region: 111-1544 (477 amino acids)
Molecular function (GO): UDP-glycosyltransferase activity
Source: RefSeq, a predicted model, not a curated record
GCUAGUCUACGCUAGUCAAACGCUCAGUCAAACUCUUACUCAAAACGCUUAGUCAAACGGUCAAUGUUAUUUAAACCUUCCUCGCAAGAGCCCUAAGUUGAGAUUCGUCCAUGGCGGAACAGCACGCCGUGGUUGUGGCUUAUCCAGGGCAAGGCCACAUCAAUCCGCUGAUGCAGCUCUCCCUGCGCCUGGCGAGCUCCAUGGGAUUCUUCGUCACCUUCGUCACGACGAGGGGCAACCACGAGAGCAUUCUAGCGGCGUGGGAACGGCAGGGCGUGGCGCCGCCGUGGGAGCGCGGCCUCUCCAUCCAAAUGCGCCCCAUCCCCGACGAUGUGCUCCCGCCGCGCUCCAUGGGCGGGAUCUUCCACUUCCUCGAGGGCGUCAAGAAGCUCGGUCCCGGACUGGAGGAGCUCAUGGAGGCACUGGCCAAGGACCCUAGCAUGCCGCCGGUGUCGUGCGUCGUAUCGGAUGCGUUCUUGCUGUGGGCGGCGGGAGUGGCGCGCCGAUUUGGAGUGCCCUGGGUGAUGUACUUCCCCUUGCCGGUCUUGGCGUUCCUGAUUUACCACCAUGCUAGUGCUACCGAGGUCCUCUCAUCUCGCGAUCCAGAAUGCGAGGAUCUUAUCGAGUGCCCGGGCGUGAUCCCGCUGCAUCCACUGGAGUUGCCAUCGCUCGUCUGCAAUCCCCAGGACACGACUCACGAGCUACUGCGAGGGAUGAGCGAUGGCGCGAGGAACAGCGCUGCUUGGGUCUUCUUCAACACUUGCCCCGCGCUGGAGCAGCCGCUCAUCGAUGCGGCGAGGGAGCAGGGGUUUGAUAGGUUCGUACCAGUCGCACCACUGCUCCCACCCAGCUUCCUCGGACUAGGCGACCUGGAUCAUCGAUCAUCGCCCCAGGAGUUUUUCACGAGCUCGCUCUGGGAGCAAGAUCUCAGCUGCCUCGAUUGGCUCGAUCGCCAGCCGCCACGAUCCGUGCUCUACAUCUCCUUCGGCAGCAUAGCGGCGAUGAAUUUCUCGCAGCUGGAAGUCCUGCUCGGUGGAUUGCUCGACCUUGGCGAGAGAUUCCUGUGGGUGCUUCGCCCGGAUCUCGUCUCGGACAUGGGAGAGGAAGAUCACGCACGAUUCCUUGACAGGGCGAAAGAUCUGGGCCUCGUCGUUCGCUGGGCGCCGCAACUCCAGGUCCUCCGCCAUGGAUCAACCGCGGCCUUCCUCACUCACUGCGGAUGGAAUUCCACGUUUGAAAGCAUUUGCGCUGGAGUGCCGACGAUCUGCCAGCCCUGCUUCGCGGAGCAAAAGGCCAACGCCAAGUACGUCGUGGAGGUGUGGAAGACGGGCGUGAAGCUCGCAAAGGGUCAUCGCGGAGAUUUCUCCAAAGAGGACGUGCUGCGCGCCAUAAGCGCGGUGAUGGGCGGUGGCGAGCAGACCGAUUCGAUCCGGAAGAGAGCCGCGGAUCUGCGCGAUGCGUGCCGGAAGGAUUUCCAAGAGAUGAGCGGGCUCAAGGCAUUCGCGGCCGAUCUCCUCGCCAAGAACAAGAGCGCGGAAUUCUGAACGGCUAAGAUCGAACCCAAGAUAUCCGACGGUUCCGUUUAAAUAAGUGAAUAUGCUGCGGCAUUUAGGGUU